AUGGAAACUAAUCUCAAGCAGCAUGUUAUGCCAGCAACAGCUUUUGGUGAUGAAGAAUCUGGUCAAAGGCGGAGCUGGCGGCACGGAGUUCCUCUCCCUCUCCGACCUCCGCCGCCUCCCCGCCUUCGGCUUGCUCGUCACCACCCUUUUCUAGACCACUGGCCGCUCCCCCUCCGACCUCGGCGCCGUCAACCUAACCUCCCUCAACUCCUCCUCCGUCGUCCUCGUCCGCUCCCCGACGCCUUCUCCCCCUCCCCCGCUAACUCCAACGCCACCGUCCUAGGCCUCGUCGCCUCCCUCCCCUAUAAUGUCAGCGUCUUCGCCAUUGACGCCCUCCUCGUCCCCUACGGCUUCGACCUCGCCGCGCCCGAGAUCCGCCCCCCCGUCGACGUCAACAUCACGCGGGUGCUCAUCGAGGCGCGUGGGUUCAACGUCACCGCGUCCAUGCUUGAGCGCCGGCGGAAAAGAGGGGCGGCGGCACGAGGGGCGCUUGACGGUGACGGCGGCAGAGAAGCGGCUGCGGCAACGGCAGCGAAGCGUGGCAUGGCGCGGCGGAGCGGAGAAAAUGAGAUACGGCAGCAGCAACGGCAUGGGUGGCCGGAGAGGUGCGGUUGGCAGCCGCGGCAUCGUGUGGGAUGCAGGCCCCUAGCGGCGGCGGUGGCAGCAGCGGCGGCGGAGCGCGGCGGAGCGGNAAAAUGGGAUACGGCAGCAGCAACGGCAUGGGUGGCCGGAGAGGCGCGGUUGGCAGCCGCGGCAUCGUGUGGGAUGCGGGCCCCUAGCGGCGGCGGCGGCGGCGGCGGCAGCAGCGGCAGCGGCGCGGGUGAGAGGAUCGGGGGAAGAUCCGAGCACGGUGGGGUCAGACGGAGAGGGGGAGGAAGGAGAGGAGGCGGGCUGGUAGUAGAUGUCACAGCACGCGACCACCUGCCUAUUUGGCCAG
Ananas comosus (pineapple) is the source of this 937-nucleotide messenger RNA. RefSeq names its product homeobox protein engrailed-1-like. The annotation marks the transcript as partial. The transcript is spliced from 3 exons. Gene Ontology annotation, cellular component: plasma membrane. NCBI's taxonomy places the organism in Eukaryota, Viridiplantae, Streptophyta, Magnoliopsida, Poales, Bromeliaceae. The record is from RefSeq and is a predicted model, not a curated record. Gene Ontology annotation, biological process: abscisic acid-activated signaling pathway; multidimensional cell growth; mucilage biosynthetic process involved in seed coat development.